CAAUGGGCGCGGGCGAUGGUGGGAAGUGAGCGGCGGGGCGGGCGGGCCGCCUCGGGGCCCCUCGCAGUGCGGGAAUUUCGGACGGGGCGGAAGGAGCGGCGGCCGGGCCUGGGCACGGAGAGGUGUUGGAAGCGGCGUCUGCUUUUAAGGUGGAAGAUGCCAUAUAAUAAGAAGACUGCUGGAAAAAGAGCCCCUGCAAAAAGGAAGCUUGCUGAGGUGUUUGCUCUGGGGGAGGUUCUAGCAGAUACAUCAAGAAAAGAAUGGAAAUUAGGUGUCCCUAUAGGGCAAGGAGGCUUUGGACGCCUGUACCUUGCUGAUGUUAAUUCUUCGAAGUCGGUUGGCAGUGAUGCACCUUAUGUUGCAAAAGUGGAACCCAGCCAGAAUGGACCUCUUUUUACUGAGUUAAAGUUCUACAUGCGAGCUGCUAAACCAGAUGAAAUUCAGAAGUGGACUAAGUCCCAUAAACUGAAAUAUUUAGGUGUACCAAGAUAUUGGGGUUCUGGCUUGCAUGAAAAAAAUGGAAACAGUUAUAGAUUUAUGAUAAUGGACCGGUUUGACAGAGAUCUCCAGAAAACAUAUGAAGAGAAUGCAAAGCGAUUUCCCCAUAAAACUGUACUACAAUUAGGCCUGAGAAUACUUGAUAUUCUGGAAUACAUCCACGAGCAUGAAUAUGUGCAUGGAGACAUCAAGGCCUCAAACCUUCUUCUGAGUUACAAGAACCCUAAUCAGGUGUAUUUAGUAGAUUACGGACUUGCCUACCGAUACUGUCCUGAUGGAGUUCACAAAGUGUAUAAAGAAGAUCCUAAAAGGUGUCAUGAUGGAACUAUUGAAUAUACCAGUAUUGAUGCACACAAGGGUGUGGCACCAUCAAGACGUGGUGAUUUGGAGAUCUUGGGUUAUUGUAUGAUUCAUUGGCUUAGUGGCCAUCUACCAUGGGAGGAUAAUUUGAAAGAUCCAAAUGUUGUCAGAGACUCAAAAAUCAGAUGUAGAGAUGAUAUUUCAGUUUUGAUGGACAAAUGCUUUCCUGGGAAAAAUAAACCAGAUGAAAUAGCCAAAUACAUGGAAAAAGUGAAGCUACUGAGCUAUGAAGAGAAACCCGUUUAUCAGCAUUUCCGAGAAAUACUUCUGCAAGGUCUUAAGGCCAUUGGGCAAAAAGAUGAUGGAGUACUUGACUUUGGCUUGUCAGAGAAUGGAGACUUACGGACAAAUUCCACACAAAAGAAAAAAAGAAAGGCAGCAGCUGUGACCAAUGAGAGCACUGAAGCAGAAAUGGAAGAUGCAGGAAGUCCACAAAAGAAGAAACCUACUUCUUCUAAAUAUGCUGACUCCUCAGGACUUCUUCAUCACAGUGUGUUAAACCAGGGGCUGGCAGCAGCAGCUUCCAAGAGUGAGUGUAUUUAAAGUCAAGGAAAGGAUCAGCUAUAAGGAUAGGAAAUGCUGAAGCUACUUUUCAGGUAAUUUGGCAUAGUUUCAGUGUCGCCUGUAAAAAAUCAUAGGCAGAUAAAGCAGGAUUAUUUUAAGUCCAAGAUCAGAAAUCUUCAGUAGGUCUAUAUAAGAUAAGCUCAUGGCGAGUGUCCAGUCACACUGUUUUCUGGAUCUAACCUUCUAACUCCUGCAUGUAGAGAUGAACUGAAUUCAAGUAGUUGCAAAGAUAUUUUUAAAAAGACCAGAUGUUGUCAUGGUUAAGUAGUAAUAAAGCAUAGCACUGGAGUCUACCCCAAAACAAAUCCACUUGUUUAAAAAAUGUUUGAUGGAGGAGUAUGGCAGAAUGGGAAAUGUAGCAUUUCAAAGACAGUAAUGUUAUUGGUAAGUUAUAGGUUUAUCCUAGUGCAUUUACUCAAACAGUAUGGUACAAAGUAUAAGUAAUUAAGCUGAUGUUAUUGCAGAAGGUGACACUGCUCUGUUCAUUUUCAGCUGUUUGCAUGGUAGAAUUUGAUCAUCAAAAUCAGUGAUUAUUUCUCUUACUUGAAUGCCUUUUGAAUUGUUGACUUCAGUUUAUUAUGAAUUUUCCAGUCUGUCAGUGGCUGCAAAAGUGUUAAUUAGAGUAUAUUUUCUUUUGAGGAAAUACAAUUAUUUGUUAUGAUAAUGAUGUUCGCAGUUUUAGCAUUUUAGAUUUUAUUUAAGACCUUAUAACAAAUUAUUUAAUGUAGCUGACUGUUUUCUGGUUGUGAUUUGAUACACAGCAUACACUUAAUUUCAUAUUAUAUUUUAUACUUAUUUUUUUCCUGGGAUUGUAGGUUGACAUUCUCAGAGAUGAAAAAGAACUUGAAGAAUUGUAAUCUAACUAGUAGCAUCAGCUUUUUGUAAAUGCUAAGUUUAUUCAGACUAAGUGAAGGUAUUUGGGGAGCUAUAUGUAUUUUCAGCAUCCAGUGGUUAAAAUAAGCUUAAAUUUAAACCUUCUCUUACCAAUUCAGUAGAGUUAAGGGUGAAAUGGUUCUAUUUUCACCUUUUUAUACUACCCAAUUUAAUGAAUACCAGGUGGGGGGAGUAUAUAAAAUGAUUUCAGGUGAAAAGUGAUACAUGUGCUUACUCAUUUUGUUCUCUCCAAAUUCAGAAUUAAAAACUUUACCCCUUAUUACAUGAUUCAUAAAUCUGUGUUGAAGGAAAGGGCAACUGUUUCAUAAUCUUAUGGGUUUUUUUAAUGCUUUUGAGAAAUUGAAAAUAGCUGAUUAUUAUAGAAAAACAUAAAACUCUGUUAAAUCUGAAGAGUUUUAUGUUUACCAGGGACUUGUUUCUCUGUUAAGUGAUUAGUCCUGUGACUAAAAAAAAAUCCUGAAGUUUAUUGACUAGUGAAAUGAAUAAUUUCUUGAUACCUCUUAAUUAUAGAAAUUGAGGUUUAGACAUACAGAAACAAUUUAAAAGUUUGUGAAAUAUUAUUUUAUUGAUUUCUAAAAGGGAAUAAAUAUGGCCAGACAGGUUACUCUUCAGGUGGUCAAAGAACAUCUCAUAAGUAUUUGCUCUUAAAAUGGUGGCAAAAAGAGCCACGCAGCCUCUUGCUGUUCAGCUGCUCAGCAUUAACCGUAUCUGGCUGUGCAGUUUGUCUAAUACAGCCCAAAAGAAUAGUUGUCCCACAAGGAUCCCAAUCAGCCGUGCAGCAGUUGAGUCCUCCAGGAUGCUCAGUGGCUACAGGGGCUCUGCCAGUAACCAAAUCUGCUGGGGCUGGGGAGCCCCCAGGCUUGGGAAAGGAGGAAGAAAGAACAGGAAUGAGAAACAUGGGUGUCUUGAAAUUCUUUCCGCCUGCUCCCCGGGUUGUUCACAGUGUGGCCACUGCAGAUGAGUUCAGCCAAGGCCGUCUCUUUCAGUCAUGUCAGCCACCGGUGUUUCUGGAGCUGGCAAGUGAGAGGAGGGUGUUACAUUCUCCUUUUUAUAAUUUCAGAAAGUCCUCAAGAAACAAGCUGUGUUGUACUUCUAAAAUAAGAUGCACAAAUUUUGUGGAAUUCUUAAAUUGUUUUUAAUUUAAAUUAGCAUUUUAUCAGUCUCUUUUUUUUUUUUCUUCCCUCUGAUAACUGGAACUCAUAUGCUUUCCUGAAAGUUGGAAUUUUAAGAGGUAUCCUUUUUAAAGUAAUACGGAUGAUGCUGAAGUAUAUUAGUUAAUGUCUGUCCACCAGGCAAAAUGCAAUCAGAAGAGAUUAUUUGUAUUUAAACAAAAAGGUUUUCUCACCCUCUGUUACAGCUCUGUUUUCAGUUAUUAGCGGCCUUCAUGUAUGAUAAUAAAAUAUCCAGGCUUGUAAGUGAUGAUACUAUUAAAGCAGGACACCAAAUUUUGGCAUACACUGUAUGUAUCCAACAACACUUAUGCAGGGGUGUACUGUAUAAUAUUAAUAGGACUAAUAUGCUUGUUUUUAACCAGUUUGUAUGGAAUAGGCAGCUAGUAUAGGGAACUUUGAAAAUGGCAUAAAUGAUGGAAAAAUAAGAGCUUAAUGAAAAUUUGUAAAUAAUCCUAGCUUCAAAGUUACCAACAGAGGUAGAACUCUACCACUGGCAGUCUUCUUUAAUGUUGGGGUUGAUGAAGAUUGGGUUAUAGAAAUAUAUACAUAUAUAUGUAUUUUAGAAUAGAUUUUUUUUUUUUACACCAGCCUUUUUAGUUUCUAAUGUGAUUUUUUUAAAAAUAAUUUUAGGUUUUAUUAACUGAACAGUAUAGAAAGAAAUAUUCAAGUAAACAUGACAAUGAAAGUACAGUGUUUUUUUUAAUGGUCAGGACUGCCAGGGGUAGGAAUUAUGCAUGUCUGUAUUGCUGGGUAUGAUCCAGUAUGGUAAGGCCCUAACUGGGAUCUUUGGUUACUCUUACAGUAUAAAUAAAGAACUUUGUGAACAGCUCUGACAUAAAAAACAGUCAUACUGGUUGAUUGGUUAGAAGGCAUUCCUAAGUGGAGGUUUAAUAGCAUUUCUCAAUUAAUAGAUACUUAGCUUUAUGUUUACUUGCAUUGCAUGGCUUUGCAUAAAUCAGUAUGUGGGUUGUUGUCUUAGAAAUCUUUUUUUUUUUCCUUAUUCACACAAGAUUUAUUACUUUAAGUUGGAUUAAAUCUACUUUUAGUCUCAUUUUUAUAUUUAGAGAAUUAUUGGUCUUGUCAUCAAGCUUUAGGAGAAAACAAAUCAUACAGUUCUUCUGAGGUUGUUUAUGACGCCAAUUUGUUACUUGUCUUUCUACUUCACACCAAUGCCCACGUUACAGGUAGAUUUCUUUACCUCUUGUUUUUAAACCCUAAUACAAACAUUUUCAGCAAAACCUGUACUGUACAGUAGGUCUAAUUGCCUGUAUACAUCUGUAUUGGUAAGGUACUCCAGGAGUAAGUGGCUGUUAGUCUUAAAACAGUGUAUCCAUCUCUGUGACUAGUCACCAAAAGGUCUGUCCCUUUCUGCACCAUUCCUAGCCUACCGUUACCUGUCUUGGGGGUGCUGCAAGUUAAGUGUUCUGGUAUCAGAGUUAUGUGAUCUGGUUUUAGAAGUUAAAAGCAUGUACUGCUAUGUUGUAUCUAGAAGUUAACAGGAAGAUUCAGGUUUUUGAGAAGAGAAACGCUGCUCUGGGUUGUCAGAAAAGUUGACAAACUUGCUUCUGUAUUCUGCAUUAAGUAUAUUCAAACAGAACAUGAAGUAAUCUGUCUUUUUUAGGCCUGUCCCAAAAUUGUUUGAGGAUCUCGAAAGCUAUUUAAAUUGGAAAAGAUGUGAUAGGAGGUGGUAUUUAAGUAUAAAGGUCCUUAAAUACUAUGGGUAGGAAGGUUAAAAAAAUUAGAUAUUAAACAAAUAUAUCCUUGUGGUUCUUCCUGAAUAAUGGUUUUCUGUGACAAUUUGCAAGUGCCAAAUACACUAAGAAGCACCUUGAACAUGUGCCAAUUACAAUAAUGAAGAGUCAAAAUUAAUGUUCAAGAUGUAAAGAAUGAGUGUGUUCCUGUUUGCUCCCGUGUCUGCUUGGAACACAGUUUUCUAGUUAGUCUUCCUUUAUAUUUUAAGCUUGUUUUUCUGUGCAACGUCUUCAGACCACUUCUAGCACUUAAAUGUGUUUAAGUUUGAAAUGUAAAUACAUUUAAGUUCCAUGUUAUGCUUCUUGGGACUUUCUCUUAUUUGCUGCUGAUAAAAAGUACUAAAUUAAAACAGAACAAAACACCUGAGGAAAAUUUUCUGUGGGAUAAGGUUUUGUAUAAUGACUUUACAUGUAGAACUAAGUAGUUGAAGAGUAAAAGUGAUGUCUGCUUUUUUGUUGUUUUUCUGUGACCUGAAGAUGCAUUGCAGCAUGCUGAACAAGUAAGUGUUGCAAUUCAAACUCGGGUAUAAAAUUUGCAAGGGAAAGGAAAGGAAAGGAAAAAAGAAAAAAAGGAAAGAAAGAAAAAUUGUACUGCAGUGACUCCAAUUUUUACAGGCAACUAAGCUUUUUCAAGAUUGCAAGUAAUAUUAUUUGAAUUAAACUUUGUUCCUCCUGCAAAUUGCUGGGCUAUUUUUAAACACAUGCUGCACGAGACUACUGGUUUACAUGUGUAUGUAAAAUUUUGUUUUGGAAUGUCUUCAGUAAAGCAAUUUUUGGAAGUAAAUCAGCUUGAAUUUCAUGUGCAACAGUUUUACGUUAAAAUUUUUAAAAGAACACUCAUAGAUUCAAUGUUUUAUUUAGGAAAUAAACAGGCAUAAAGUAAUCAAAUUAUACAUUCUUGUGCCCCAAUGUUUUUUCAUAUUAUCACGUGGAAAUGUAUUGACUUGAUCUGUUGCAGGAAAGAGAGGACUUGGAAACACAGAAUACCUUAACUUAAACCCUAUCCCACAACUCUACCGACUUUAUUCUUUCUCCUCUCCACUCUACAAUCAUAUAUUUCCUGGAAUACAAGUCCAUAUUUUCAUUCAUCUCUCUGUUCUUCUUUCUGAAUCAUACUUCCAAAUUUUUGUAGAGAAGAGAACUGCUGAGAAAAGAGAACCUCUGUUAUUUUAUAGAAAUGUUCACUUUUUGACAUAAUUGUAGCUUUCUCUUACGGGUAAGAUUUAUGUGUGUUUCUGAAACAGUGUAUGUAAAAACAGAAAACAAGAUGAAAAGGGACAUCAAGAGGUGAUCUGCUAUAUACACCAGCCUAAGGACAAGCUUAUGUAUCUACAUCUGUGUUAAUAUUGAUGUAUACCAAUAUUUUCUAUCAAAAGCUCUAUGAUUAGUUUUCUAAAGCAUCCCUGCUCAACACCUUAACUAUCCUUACUACUAAAAAGACUUUGAGAAAGCAGAAUAUUUUCUUCUGAUAAUUUUGUACCUAAUAUGAGUUUCCCUUAAGCUUUUGUGUUGUCCUAUCCACUGUAGACAUGAAAAUUGCCACAUAAAAUGAGAGCAACCUUUUGCACAUUUGAUGAGUACAAAAGGCUGCACCAUCACAUCUCUCUUCCUUUUUUUUCCUCCUUUCUUCAGAUAAACUAGUUCUAUUCCUUUAAUUUUCUUGUUUUGUUAGAGAGCUGGAAACCAUGAUCACCACUCCUGAUUUUUUUUUCCAUAUUUCUCAGAACUUCCUUGAAGGAUAGAGCCCAAAACUACACAUAAUACUGCUGAGUUUCUUCUGUAAAGUUGCUUUAUAGUACUGUUUGCACAGAGAGGAUCAGAUAUCAGAGUCAACUUGUCUAAUAAUUCCUCUAGAGCCUGUGGGACUCUUUAUGCCUCUGCCGAACUUUGUUUCAGUCUCAAAACAAGCUGUGCAGUGACACCAUCUGGUUUAUUUUUGCCUAUAUAAUUCUUCCUCAUUUAAAUUGCUUUUUCAACCUAAUUCAGUUUAAUGUGCUUUAUAAAAAUCCUCUCCUUUGCUUGUAAUAGCUUUGUUUGUGUCCUCAUUUGGUGCUGCCCACACAGGACUUCUCCUGUUUUCAGAAACAGAAUUGACAUUUCUCCCGGAAGAAAAGUGUGUGGAGACAGGGCAAUAUAUGUUACCAGGCUAACUCAUUUUGAAAAUUCAGACGAGAUUUCGGUACAGAAAGGCCUUCAGUUUUGUAAUAGCUGCAAACUUUGAAGCUAAACGUGGGUCAAGAGCAGUCAUUCUAAGUUGAACAUAACUUAAUCAAAGAGCUUAAGAGAAUAUUUCUGCUGUUUAAGUUGAAAUUAUGAAUUAAAAAAAACAUGACAAGGAUUGCUUUUGUUGUGUUUAGAGAUUUGCCAUGAGCAUGGUUUGUUUAGAAAAGCCUUGAAAAGAAGUCAUUAAUACAAUAACGGAAAAAUCCAAGCCAGGGUAUCUCGCUCCUUCUUUUUGGUGUUCUGGUGUAGGCAACUAGACAUGGAUAAGCUCUUGCUGAAUUAGGAAUUAGUAAACUUCAACUGCUCGUAUUGUCCAUGACUACCAAGAAAUACGAUAUUCCUGAGAAACAAACAUGAACAUCUGAUAACUCAUCAGUUUUUUUCCCUAUAAACGAACACCUGUAGUAUUUUCCUGCUUAAGGUCAUCAUUUUUGUAUUGACAGUCUAUCUGAUAAUAGAACAUAAAUUUGAUGUCUUUGCAGCAUAUGAUUAUAUGGUCUAUAACUGAAUGAGAAGAAAAAUCACAGUUACCUCAGUCAAAAUGGAUGAAGAUUAAUGAAAGGGGAAAAGAUCAGGUUUAUUGGUCUUUCUUGAAGAGAAAACUUUGGUCAUUUUCUGCUUUCUGUGGCAAUACAAAGAUUCCAGGGAAAAAGCUACAUACCACUAAAACUACUCAAUUUGAAAAUGCGUAAGACAUGUCUGUUGCUAGAAUUCACAAUUACAGUAGCUAAAAUAUUUUGUGACUUGCAAGUACAAACUAAUUCUUGAAGAUAAACCAGAAUUUAGCUGGGAGAAGGAAUGAUUUACAUAGUUAAGUUACUACUUUAGUCUAUGAUACCUGCUUGUGUAGCUUUUAGCUACCAAUACUUGUAAAGGUAACCAGAAUAAUUGAUUUUUACAUAGCAGUUGCAAGGAUGUGUUUUGGCAGAACAGAUCUGGUGAAGCUAUGCUGCUCAAUGAGAGACAGUUACCAGAGCUGGCUUUUGUUUGUUUGUUGGUUGGGUUUCUUUUGUUGUUGUUGUGUUUGGUUGGUUGGUUUUGUUUUAUUUUUUUUUCUUAAAGAUGUAUGUUGAAUGCAAAAAGAGCAUUUGGACAAACAAGGAACAAGAAUAUUUUUUUCAUUCUCCAUUUCACUUUCAGGAAUGGUUUAUUUUGCUAUUUUUCAUUUCAAAUCAACACUUUAAGAGUAAAUUAAGUUACGUUAAAUUGAACAAACGCAGAAGCAAAACUGUUUGUAAUAGCUUGUUGCUUUUCUGGAUGUGCUUUUGGUUUGGGUAGAUUCAAGACUAUUUUGGUUUGUUUUGCAUUGUUCUUUGCCUCUUUGCUUUCCCCUCCAUCUACUCAUUGAGCUCCAACGACCAGUGACUCAUACCACUCCAAGGCUGUUGUCUUAUGCAAACAGCUUCUUCUUUCUCAAGGACUUCCAUGAAACCCAUUUUUACCUUUUUUUCUUUGUCAGUAAUGCAGAUGAAGAAGUUGACAGGAACUGUAGAGUUAUAUAUAGUUUUACAAGCAAGAACUUAAGUAGUUGGGCAUACUGACUUCAAGGAGACAGUCAGGAUUUAAAAAUAAAUAAAUAAAAAACAAACAAAGAAAAAAAAUACCAUGACUAGGAAAUGAAGAACAUUUCGUUGUUGCUGCAUUUGUGAAAAUGAUAGUGAUUUUUAUUAUACGUAACAUUUUUUCUCAAAGUGACUACAGCUGAAUGUGAUUCAUGCAGAUGAGCUGUGGUGGUGUGUGGUUUGUUGUUGUUCCCCCCCUGCCCCUUUCCUGCUAGUGGACAAGAAAGAAUCGAAGUGCAGGGAGUUUUUUUAUUACUGCAUGUAAUUACGGUCUCUUUGAAUAGCCUGCCUGCCAGGUUUGUUAAGAAUCUUACUUAGAUGGCACUGUUAGUUUCCUCUGUUAAUAAAAUAUUGCCAAAUAAUAGCUUGAAAACUGAGGUAAAGUUGCACUGAUAGCUGAGCUGAUUUAACAGCUUAAUGCUGCUAAACAAAAAAUCUUCCUCUUUUCUACAUGUGUGUCUUCCCCCUCCCCUUGUAUAAGCUCCACUUGCAUGCUCUAAGAUGCUGCAAUUCACUAAACUAUGAGAAUACCAGACCAAAAAUAAGUUCUUUGCCAGGUUAUAGAACUGGAUCAGCUCAGCACAAGGUCCAAAAAGCACCAAAAAUAGCUUAAUACCGGAAGAGAUCACAGAACUAAAAUUUAGCACGUGAGGUGGAAGGAAGGGUUAGUGAUUUGAUGAGGAUCCGAUUCUUCAGCUUUUGGUGAAAGUGAGCUAUUAAAUUGUCUUACCUGCAUGUAAUACUACUGUUUAAGAAGCUGAAUUGUACAAUGUGUUCUUCAGGAGAAAAUCAGUGCCCAGAAAUUGUCGUUAAUUCCUCUGAGUCAAUGUAAUAUGUGUGCCCUCCCCCCUAGUCAAAACUAAAUGAAUGAUUUGAUUUGAUCUGGCCUCUUGAAUGACUUCACGUAUUCUCUUGCGAUCCAUAUGUUAUUUUAUUUUAU
Columba livia (rock pigeon) is the source of this 9964-nucleotide messenger RNA. It is a transcript of the gene VRK1, whose product is annotated as VRK serine/threonine kinase 1. Gene Ontology annotation, cellular component: nucleus; cytoplasm. The record is from RefSeq and is a predicted model, not a curated record. Gene Ontology annotation, molecular function: ATP binding; protein serine/threonine kinase activity. The coding region runs from base 16 to 1401 and encodes 461 amino acids. NCBI's taxonomy places the organism in Eukaryota, Metazoa, Chordata, Aves, Columbiformes, Columbidae. Gene Ontology annotation, biological process: peptidyl-serine phosphorylation; signal transduction. The transcript has 13 exons.